Microplitis demolitor is the source of this 1209-nucleotide messenger RNA. RefSeq names its product eukaryotic translation initiation factor 3 subunit J (gene eIF3j). The transcript is spliced from 6 exons. Gene Ontology annotation, cellular component: eukaryotic translation initiation factor 3 complex; cytoplasm. The record is from RefSeq and is a predicted model, not a curated record. Lineage: Eukaryota; Metazoa; Arthropoda; Insecta; Hymenoptera; Braconidae. The coding region runs from base 341 to 1045 and encodes 234 amino acids. Gene Ontology annotation, molecular function: translation initiation factor activity.
UCAUUUUUAAAAAAUUUAAAUAUUUUCAUUGUCAACAUUGAGAUGAUAAUUAUUUUGACAGCAAAACAAUUCUCUUUGUAAUAAAUAACUUUUGAUAUUAAAAAAAAAUACAUCAGCACAGCGCCACAGUGAGUAAAAAUAAAUUCAUAGACGACCCGCGGACGACUGUUUCCCAUCUGUGGUUUUCGUGGUGAACACGAGGCUCUCUAAUAGUCGCGUCGAGAAAAUAUCAAUCUGGAUUAUUUAAAGAAUAGUUUAUAAAAUUAUUAACUAACAAAUAUCUGGUUUUUAAAACUUAGUUCAUCAGCCUCGUAAAUAUUGAUUUUUCAAAGUUAAAAUUAUGGAGAACGCAUGGGAUGCGGAUGAUAUCAGCUCAAAACUUGAGUUGACCUUGCGAUCGAAUAAAUGGGAGGGUGAAGAUGAAGAGGAAGAAGUCAAGGACAGUUGGGAAGAUGUAGAUGAUGAAGAAGAGAAAAAAGAUGUUGAGAAACCCGCUGAUGCACCAAAACCUAAGCCUAAACCGAAAAAGAAAGUAGCUGAGAAAAUCGAAGAACGAGAGAGGAAAGCUCGUGAAGAAGCCGAAAAGAAGGCAAAGGAAAAAGAAGAAGCGAUGACACCUGAGGAAAGGAGAGCUGAGCAGUUAAGGCGACAAAAAAUGGCUGAGGAAGCAGAUCUACGACUGGCGAUGGAAACUUUUGGCGUCACAGCUAUUGAUGCAAUGCUCCCUGAUACUAAAGAAGAAUUCGAUCAGUUUGGUGAUGCAUUGGUACAGAAGAUCAAUCAAUUUAAGUCGCACAUCGAGUAUCCCGCAUUUGCGGAAGAACUUAUUAAUCGUAUAUCUGUUAAUUUACCAUCAGUUUCUCUAAAGAAACUCAGUACAACAAUCAACAAUCUAGCUAUUGAAAAACAAAAAAUAGAAAAAGGCGACAAGGGUAAAAAAAGUAAAGGUAAAGGAAAAGCAAAAUUAAAAUUGGAAGGAGACAACACCCAUUUGAACGAAUACGACAGUUAUUCGUAUGAUGAUAAUUAUGAUGAAUUUAUGUAGCGGCCGUUAUUCAUUCUGACAAUUAUAUUGAAUUAUUCUAUAAAUACAAAUGAUUUUUAAAUAAUAAAUUUAAUAACAUUUAAUAUUAAUAAUAAUUCGUUGACAAUUUUAUUGAAAAAAUUGAUAUGUUAUUUGAAUAAGAAUUAUAUAUAUGAGAAGAACAA